Messenger RNA from Miscanthus lutarioriparius, 1746 nucleotides. NCBI's taxonomy places the organism in Eukaryota, Viridiplantae, Streptophyta, Magnoliopsida, Poales, Poaceae. The record is from the annotation of a GenBank genome assembly.
AUGAUGGCACAAGCCUGUAAGAAGAGGAGAGGAGUUUAUAUAAGCAGUGAAUCGGGAGACUCUGAUGCAGAUUCUGAUGUUGAGGGAAGCAAACUCUCUCAAAAGUCUGGGGUGACAUCAAUUUCUACAUGCAAGCACCAGUCAUCGUAUAACCUCAAGGUUGCAAGUAUGAAAAAUAGCAGGAUGAUAAGGCUGUGUGGAAAUAUCGUAAGGAAGCUCAUCGAUCACAAAGGUGGCUGGCUUUUCAAAGAUCCUGUUGAUCCAGUGCUAUAUGGGAUUCCUGACUACUUUGAUGUUAUCCGCAACCCAAUGGAUUUGGGUACCGUUAAGAAUAAACUCACAAAAAAGAAAUAUGUAAGCAUUGAGGAGUUUGCAGCAGAUGUGAGGCUAACAUUUUCAAAUGCUACGAAGUAUAAUCCUCCAGGCAAUGAUGUACAUACUUUCGCUAAAGAAUUGAAUGAAAUAUUCAAUUCAGAAUGGGAAUCAGUAGAAAGGAAAUUUAGAGGCCGAAACCCUGUUCAAGAGCAGCAGACAAUGAAGGCCAUAAAAGUUGAAGCUAUCAUGGAUUCAAAGUCUACAGUUGCUAGAGGGCUAGUUGCAUGCUCAAAUCCUAAACCUUUGGUUGCUAGAGGGCCAGUAGCUUGCUCAAAUUCGAUUGCAAAGAAGACACUGACAGACGCGUUAUCCUCCAAAGUAAAAAUCAAAUUUUCCGUGCGCAGCUCUGUGCAUACCUCUUCCAAAGAUAUACCUGUUCAAGCAGCUGGUAGCAAAGAGGGGUCCUUAAAUCACUCUGUCCCUACUGGCAACAAAGAGGCAUCUUUAAAUUGUACUCUUCCUAAUGCUAAGGAGAAUGCUAAAAUUUCAAGGACACGAGAAACUGAGCGCAGCUCUGGUUCAAUUGGAAAAGAAUCAUGGUCUUGUAAUGACACUUCUACUUCGCCUCUCGCUUCCUCUUUGCAAGGUGAGGAAGGUUACCUUCAUGAUGAACCUUUGUCACCAGGCAGGGCUCUUCGUGCAGCAAUGCUCAGGAGUCGUUUUGCUGGGACUAUAGUGAAGGCUCAACAGAAGGCACUUCUGGAUCAUGGGAAGAAUAUAGACCCUGUGAAAUUGCAAUUGGAAAAGGAGAGGCUGGAAAAGAGGCAGCAAGAAGAGAAAGCAAGGAUCGAGGCCCAGGUGAAGGCUGCUGAAGCAGCUGCACAACGAAAGUUUGAGGAAGAGCUGAGGAUGAAGAGAGAGCAGGAAAGGGAGGCAGCACGCCUGGCACUACGCAUGAUGAAGAAGACUGUCGAUAUUGACAACAGUGACUUCCUAAAGGAGCUGGAGAACUUCAGCGAAACGUGUCAGUCGAAUCCACCUGGCAAAUUAAUCGUGGAUUUUAUUGAUGGGGACUUGCCACUGGGGUUAGGGAGCCCGCUGGAGAGGCUUGGCCUGUUCAUGAAGAACGAUUUCGAGGAUGAGGUGGAACAGGAAAUGGAGGACAGCGCAUCACCCUCAAUGGACGUUGACAUGAAAGAUUUACAGGAAGACGUAGGGCAUGAAAUGCAGGACAGCAUAUCACCCGUGACGGUCAUUGGCACGAAGGAUGACUCCCAGGGAGCGGAAGGGCAUGAAAUGGAGGACAACGUAUCACCAUCCACAGUCAUUGACACAAAGAAAGAUUCUGAAGAAGAGACAGAACAUGAGAUGGUGGACAGCGUAUCACCUUUGAUGGAUGUUGACGCUGAGGAAGGGGAGAUCAGCUGCUGA